Molecule: messenger RNA, 552 nt
Organism: Arctia plantaginis
Lineage: Eukaryota; Metazoa; Arthropoda; Insecta; Lepidoptera; Erebidae
Source: the annotation of a GenBank genome assembly
AUGAAAAGUGCGAUAUUUUCCGUGCUGCUCGUUGCUGCACUUGCUCAUGGAGCCGUGCUUGUAGAAAAUUUAGUAAGAGCCGGUCGUGAUGAUCCCAGCCAAGCUCCUGCUAUAUGCGCUACUGAAGGAUCAGACAACAGUAUAGUUGCUCAUGAAAACUGUGCCAAGUAUUACCAAUGCUGGGGUGGAAGCCCCAUCGCUUUCGACUGCGGUCUUGGUACUUUGUUUAAUCCGAAGAAUAGCUACUGUGAUUACCCGAGUAACGUAGACUGUGGCAACAGAUUUAUUCCUGAACAAGAAGAAGUUGUAAUUCCGAUUAACCCGGUAAUCCCAAUCGGUAAUAACCACGAUAAUCCCAGUCUAGCUCCACAGAUUUGUGCCGCUGAAGAUUCAUCUGAUGUGUUAGUAGCUCACGAAAAUUGUAACCAGUUCUACAUGUGUUUACAUGGUGCACCAUAUGCUCAAACCUGUCAAGCUGGUCUUUUGUUUGACCCUCGCAGAGACAGGUGUGAAUGGCCCGAAAAUGUAAAUUGCGGAAACCGAGUUGUAUAA